Rubroshorea leprosula is the source of this 1332-nucleotide messenger RNA. The record is from the annotation of a GenBank genome assembly. NCBI's taxonomy places the organism in Eukaryota, Viridiplantae, Streptophyta, Magnoliopsida, Malvales, Dipterocarpaceae.
GGCUGACCAACAAAUACUUGAUAGCCAAGCUUACAUUCUUCAUCCCGGACCAAGUUGUUUAAAUUAUACAAAAAGAUAGAGGUUUGCACAUCAUCUGCAUAUGUGCAGAGGAAGAAUCAUCAACGACAUAUGGCUUGUUGCAUUAAUGCGCAUCCUAGCUGUUUGAGCAGUGAUUGUGAAACUUGCUUUAUAUCUUCACAUAAAGGUCUUUGUUUUCCCUCAUUCUUUCCUCACUUGAAAAUAGAAUUGACCAUAAUAUAUCAUUUUAAUAGAAUAAGUAACAUUGGUUGUCCUAGGUACUACAUUCUAUUGACAUUUUAUAAUAUAUCCCUCCUAAUAAUGUAAGCAAUUCUUUCAAGGGUCAUCCCAUGACUGCAUCACCUACACUGCUUAACUCUACUUUUUCUGACAUUUCCAGACCCAUGUACUUAGAGGACUAGCUGGCAUUUUAAAACCGCUAAUUUGUGCAACAACAUUGAUGGACUGUUGGAUCAUGACCGUUACUUUGGCCCCUUUCCAUCAGUUUUGUUCUUUGAACUGCGUACUAGCUCAACCAAUUUGCCACUAUGUUGAGACAGGAGAGGUUUGCAUUGGUUGUAGCAAUGUGCAUUCUAGCUGUUGGAGCAGUGAUUUUGCAACUUGCUUUAUAUCUUCACAUAGAGAUAGGUUGGUGGCGGGUCUCCUGGUUCCCACUGUAUUACUGCAUAUACCCUCCCCCUUCACCGAAGAAUCUCUCAUUACCUGCGAUUCCUGACUUCUCCGUGCGCACUCUCUCACUUCCGAUUUUUCUCCUUUUACCCAAAUUCAACAGCCCUCCCUCGGAUCCCUUUUUUUUCAAUGUACGUCUAGGAAACCCUAAUGCAAUCCGGAGUUCCCCUUCUUAUGAAGAGAAUCGACUGUCACAUUCAAUUACUGAAAGCAUGAAUUGAUUGAUGCAUUAGGAAGGUACACCCAUCACCCACGGAUGGAGCUUAAUUCUUGAUUCUGCCAAGGCAGGAUUUUUCCAAGUCAACUUCGAAUUAUGCAUCUGCCUAGGGCAACAAUGCUUGAUUUUUCUCAAUGGGAUGGAUGCCUUAAUGCCUCAGGUAAGAUAUGCCAAUUCCAUUUUAUUAGUUUCUGUUAGUGUUCCUUUUUGUGUGUCUGUGCGCGUGCAACUCAAUUAAUUAAUCAAUUGGAAGGAAAGCCUUGCUUUAUAAACCUUGCCGAAACCCCCUUCCCCUGGUUUUUCCUUAAAACCAUUGGUCAUCUUUUUGAUAUCUUAUUAAGAAUACCUUAUUGGCAUAAGGUUAUUGUUACUGUGCAAGAAUUCUUCAAUAGAAUCAUACAUGGAUA